Beta vulgaris subsp. vulgaris (sugar beet) is the source of this 801-nucleotide messenger RNA. RefSeq lists its product as uncharacterized. The transcript is spliced from 2 exons. NCBI's taxonomy places the organism in Eukaryota, Viridiplantae, Streptophyta, Magnoliopsida, Caryophyllales, Amaranthaceae. The record is from RefSeq and is a predicted model, not a curated record. The coding region runs from base 238 to 801 and encodes 187 amino acids.
UCGAAGAAGGUGAAGAGUCUUGCAUCUUCAGGAAAAAUUUUGGCACUGUCUACUGCUGGGAAGAAGAAAGAGAAAGAUGGUGAUUAUGAUCCAAGAUGUGAUAAAUCCUUGUCUAAGAAGAAAGGCAAAUCUGAUUUAUCACCAAUCAAGUUUUCAUUUUCAAGAUCUAAUCCCGAUCAACAGAAAGACACAUUUGAUAGAUCGUAUGUUUUUUUCAUUAUUCUCCUUUUAUAUUAUAUGAUUGUGUUUUUUUUUUAUGUUUUAAAGUUAUUUUUGUUCACUUUUGUUUGGAAUUUCACUGAGCAAGAAAUAAAGUCAAUUAAUCUACAAGUAUUGUCAGACUAUUCCCAUUUAAAUGAAGUGGUUAGUAAUUUGAGUGAUGAGCAAAAAAGAGACAUUAGGGAUAUUGGGUUUGGGAGUAUCUUAGAUAUUAGGAUAAAGAAGUUUUGUCCUAAUCUGAAUUUGGAGGUGUUGUUAAAUUACAAUGCAUCUGGAAUGAUGUUUUCAACAAAGAAUGGUAAACUGAUUUUUAAUAAGUUUACCAUUAGUGAUGUUUUGGGGUUACCUGUGUCAGAUAGAGCAGUAGAGGUUAUAGAUGAUGACGCCUUUAGGAGGAAAGGUAGUCAGAUAGAGGCUGGAAGUGCCAGGAAGGAUUGGCAUAGGUUUCUUGGUAUUUCUGAUCCCAAGAAGGUAUAUAUUGGUAGAAAAAUUGGGAUGAUUUGUUUAAGAAAUAUGAAUCCGGGGAUGAUUUCAAGAAGUUAUUUGUUAUCUUUUCGUUGUCCAAGCUUCUAUGUCCUAUAG